Parastagonospora nodorum SN15 is the source of this 567-nucleotide messenger RNA. RefSeq lists its product as hypothetical. NCBI's taxonomy places the organism in Eukaryota, Fungi, Ascomycota, Dothideomycetes, Pleosporales, Phaeosphaeriaceae. Bases 1 to 567 code for a protein of 188 amino acids. The transcript is spliced from 2 exons. The record is from RefSeq and is a predicted model, not a curated record.
AUGGCUGCAAAGUGCAUCAUCGACUCCCGCACUUGUCUGUCCCACGAGACGCAGCCACCCACAAACCUUCUCGGGACCUCCUCGGGACGCUCCACAGCGAUGCGCUCCAGGCCCAGCACUCUGUCCGCCCCUAUCAUUGUGGCGCCCUUAGACUCUCAGCUCUUGCAAGCGAGAAGGCGCAAUUCCAGAACCGUGAGACGCGGCACAGUCUCACUGUACACAGGUGUUAUUGCAGCACACAGACCAGGAAGAUUUUUCCUCGCGGCGAUCCAGAAAGCAGCCACGCCCAACAGACAUGGCUUUGCGACGAAGAAAGGCCGCUGGGAGGCAAAUUGCAUGAUGGGCAGCACACUGAGCUUCCCAACACACACAAGAGAGCCUGUCCCCGGCGGCGUGGCACCCCCAAACAACGCCCCUCCACCCCUCCACCAGCGCCUGCAGGGCCUCAGCGUAUUGGCCAGCCACGUCUGCACGCUCAUCGCUCACAGCACGCAACUGGCCAAGUUCGGUGCAAGUGGGCCAUUCACGCUUGGCUUCCCCGCAUCUGUGACGGCACGGAACGAAUGA